AUGCUCUCCCUCGUGCAGGACAAGAUUGCACUCCUGCAAUCCGCGCUCGAUGACCCUUCUAUCCAAUGGAAGCAGCUCGUUCUAGCACUUCUCUGGCUCGUGUACAGCUUCGAGACCCUCAUCUCGCUCCGUCAAUACCGUCUCUACAGUCUUGACACACCUCCCGCCACCCUAGCAAGCCAUGUCGAUCUCGAGACAUUCAAGAAGUCGCAAGUAUACGGCAGAGACAAGGCGCGCUUCGCCUUCUUUUCAUCGGCAGUCAGCCAGCUCAUCAGCGUUGCUCUCGUGUACUAUGAUGUCUAUGCCUGGACCUGGACACUCGCUGGUUCCAUUCUGGCCCACUUUGGGCAGAACGAUCGCGAGAUUCCUAGAUCGAUCGUAUGGAUGAUGAUCAUGUUUGUUAUCCGCGAAGUCCCAGGCAUGCCACUCACGCUGUACCGCAACUUUGUCAUCGAGGAGCGACACGGAUUCAACAAGAUGACCAUGCGCACCUUUGUGACCGACACGCUCAAGGAAUGGGUGCUUGGCUUUGUCAUCGGCGUGCCGCUCAUCUCUGCGUUGCUGUGGAUCAUCCGGUGGGCCGGCGCAUCUUUCGUCUCGUACGUCGCCGUCUUUCUCUUCAGCUUCCAGAUCAUCGCCAUGGUGCUGUAUCCUACCGUCAUCCAGCCACUCUUCAACAAACUCACCCCUCUGCCUCAAGGCGCUCUCCGGGACCGCGUCGUAGCGCUGGCAACGUCGCUCAAGUUCCCACUCAAACACAUUUACGUCAUCGAUGGCAGCAAGCGAUCGUCUCACUCCAACGCCUACUUCUUUGGUGUGAUUCCGGGCGGGAACAAACACAUCGUCAUCUUUGACACGCUUAUCGAAAAGUCGACAUCGGACGAGAUCGAAGCCGUGCUGGCACACGAGCUCGGUCACUACGCUAACAACGACCCAACCAAGCUCCUCGUCUUGUCUCAGGUGCAGAUCUGGUUCACCAUGAGCCUCUUCACUCUGUUCAUCAACAAUGUCUCGCUCUACCGAUCCUUCGGCUUCCAGGUCGGCCCCUCCCUCCUCGAAAAGGUGGCUGGCACGCCAUCUUCGCAGCUGCUCAACUACCUGCCUGUCAUCAUCGGUCUUGAGUUGUUCCAGCUCGUCCUCAACCCGACGGAUGCGCUCGUCAAGUUCUUGCUCAACUCCGCGGUUCGCAGGAUGGAGUACGCCGCCGAUCGCUUCGCUGCCAAGCUCACGCGCCCUGGACCUACACCCUCUGAGCUCGCUGCUGCGGCCGAGUUCAACGCCGACAAGGAGAAUGCAGCUGCCAAGGUGGACCCCAAUCAAAAGCAAGAGUACGUCGAUCUGCUCGGCAAGGCUCUCAUCAAGCUUCACGUGCAGAAUUUGUCAACCAUGCAUCACGACCCUCUCUUCUCUGCGUACCAUUACUCGCAUCCCACCUUGGCAGAGCGUCUCAAUGCCUUGCAAGCACUCCGUCCUCAACUCAAGAAGCAAAAGUAA
Messenger RNA from Pseudozyma hubeiensis SY62, 1494 nucleotides. Its product is annotated as CaaX prenyl protease Ste24. Gene Ontology annotation, molecular function: metalloendopeptidase activity. Gene Ontology annotation, biological process: CAAX-box protein processing. Gene Ontology annotation, cellular component: endoplasmic reticulum membrane. Bases 1 to 1494 code for a protein of 497 amino acids. The record is from RefSeq and is a predicted model, not a curated record. The transcript has a single exon. Lineage: Eukaryota; Fungi; Basidiomycota; Ustilaginomycetes; Ustilaginales; Ustilaginaceae.